Molecule: messenger RNA, 2172 nt
Organism: Sardina pilchardus (European sardine)
Lineage: Eukaryota; Metazoa; Chordata; Actinopteri; Clupeiformes; Clupeidae
Product: mitochondrial adenyl nucleotide antiporter SLC25A24-like
Exons: 10
Coding region: 318-1745 (475 amino acids)
Biological process (GO): transmembrane transport; ATP transport; ADP transport
Cellular component (GO): mitochondrial inner membrane
Molecular function (GO): calcium ion binding; ATP transmembrane transporter activity
Source: RefSeq, a predicted model, not a curated record
GCAUCCUGGAAGUGAGACGGGCUGUAAACUCUCCCUGCAUUGAAGUGCUAAGGCCCGCCCUUCUGUGUGGUUUGGAAUAGUCGAGUCGGGAAGUCUACGAUGGUGCGCUGAUGCUGGCAACGCUUGCUCGACUGAUAUCCUAACCAAAAUAUCCUUACGUACACCUGUGAUAACGCAUCGAUGACACUGGAUUUGGUUCUCUCAGUUAGCACUGUCUAUUAAGCUUCCUGGAAGUGGAUCGUGGUGCAGUAAACUGAUAUUACGCAGAGUUGCGCGACUAGCCUAGGCUAUUAUUGCCUUGUUUCAACAUUUUCAAAAUGCACCGCGCACUGAGACUGUUCUUGACAGAAGGGCACUGUUGGGAUGACUCCAGUCGAAAGACCUAUGCUGAACUAUUCGAAAAGCUAGACACUAACAAGGAUGGAAGAGUGGACGUCGCAGAGCUCAGAGCUGGACUCAUUGCAAUGGGCGUCUCGUUUCGAAAAGGGGCAGCUCAGAAAAUAGUUGAUUCUGGUGAUAAAAACAAGGAUGGAGGACUGGACAUCAACGAAUUCUCCAGAUAUCUCAAAGAGCAUGAGAAGAAAUUACGCUUGACAUUCAAAAGCCUCGACAAAAACAAUGAUGGUCGCCUUGAUGCCUCGGAGAUCCAGCAGUCUCUAGGAGAGUUGGGGAUGGAUAUAUCAAAAGAGGAAGCCCGAAAGAUACUCCAGAGUAUUGACAUAGACGGCACCAUGACGGUAGACUGGAAUGAGUGGAGGGAGCACUUCCUGUUCAACCCUGCCACUAACCUAGAAGACAUCGUACGCUACUGGAAGCAUUCUUCUGUGCUGGAUAUAGGGGACAGCCUUGCCAUCCCAGAUGAGUUCACAGAAGAGGAGAAGACCACCGGCAUCUGGUGGAGACAGCUGGUUGCCGGGGCAACGGCUGGGGCUAUCUCACGCACAGGCACUGCGCCGCUGGACAGGAUGAAGGUGUUCAUGCAGGUGCACUCUUCAAAGUCAAACAGCAUCAGCCUGGUUGGUGGCUUUAAACAAAUGAUUAAGGAAGGAGGAGUGGCUUCCCUUUGGAGGGGUAAUGGAGUCAACGUCUUAAAAAUAGCCCCCGAGACGUCCAUCAAGUUCAUGGCAUAUGAACAGUAUAAAAAGCUGUUGUCGUCUGAAGGUGGGAAAGUUGAGACUCAUCAGAGGUUCAUGGCUGGUUCCCUGGCUGGAGCUACAGCCCAGUCUGCUAUCUAUCCCAUGGAGGUAAUGAAGACCAGGCUGACGCUGCGAAAGACGGGUCAAUACUCAGGAAUGUUCGACUGUGCCAAGAAGAUCUUGCAGAAGGAAGGCAUUAAGGCUUUUUACAAAGGCUACACUCCAAACAUCAUCGGAAUCAUUCCCUACGCUGGGAUUGACCUUGCCGUUUAUGAGAGCUUGAAGAAUAUGUGGUUGUCACGAUAUGCCAAAGACACAGCCAACCCCGGCAUCUUGGUACUGCUAGGUUGUGGGACUAUAUCAAGCACAUGCGGGCAGCUUGCCAGCUAUCCGCUUGCCUUGGUGCGGACACGGAUGCAGGCUCAAGCAACUCUGGAUGCAGGUGAACAGACAUCGAUGCGCACCCUUGUGAAGAACAUUGUGGCCAAAGAUGGGUUUUUUGGUCUCUACCGUGGCAUCCUGCCCAAUUUCAUGAAAGUCAUUCCUGCCGUCAGUAUUAGUUAUGUGGUAUACGAGUACACUAAAACAGGACUAGGGAUAUCAAAAUGACAAGGGGAGGGCUGUCCUGACUGAAACACAGUUAUAAAUGCUGUAAAUGUGAUGAGAAAAACUAACAGGAAUGAGUGGAAAAAACGUAAACGCUCUUUCGAUGACCAAAGUUGGGUUUACCAUGGCAAUACGAUGGGUAAACAGUUGCAUGUAUCUCAGUGUCAAGCCUGUUCAAGGCAGAUGCGUGUUUGGAAGAUGUUUUAUGAAAUAUUGUCAUUAUUUUAUGCCCUGUAGGACUGCUUGAAAUGUUUGUCUUGUAUGCUCAUUGUUUACAUGAGGUCAGAGCACUGAUGUUUUAGCAUGUUGUGUGUGUGAGACUUUCAGACAGUGGCCUUAUCCUCCGUGUUAAGGAAAAUGAAGCAUUACUUAUAGAGACACGUAUGACCUAAGCAAUAAUGUGAACAUUAAAAUAUUAUUUUAUAUCAUA